This is a messenger RNA of Stereum hirsutum FP-91666 SS1, 1050 nucleotides long. RefSeq lists its product as uncharacterized. The record is from RefSeq and is a predicted model, not a curated record. Lineage: Eukaryota; Fungi; Basidiomycota; Agaricomycetes; Russulales; Stereaceae. Bases 1 to 1050 code for a protein of 349 amino acids. The transcript has 2 exons.
AUGUCCGCCCCUCGCCGUGCUUCCUCCGCCACCCCGGGAGGUUCUGGGUCUGGUACGUCCCGCCCCCGUUUCCUUCCUAACGCUGUCACUCGCGCUCUUUCGCCUAGCUCCCUCGCCGGGGUUAUGGCUUCAGGCGGCUCGACGAGCGCGGCCCGUGUGGCCGCACUCGGUCACGUACACAGCGUGGCCGAGAUCGUUGAGCUCGUCCCGGUUGACUACCGGGAGGUGCUUCGCACCCCUUUGAAUGAGCUGGCUGCUACGAUCCAGAAAUGGAUCAAUGCUCGCGCCCGGGGCCGUGCCCUGGAGCAGCAUAAAGCGGCCGGUACUCUUCCGACCGAACUACGGGGGUUCAAGCCCCCCACCUUCCAAGUCGGGAAGGCGUUCGCCGACUCCGACGGUUACAAGUCGGAGCGGGACAUGUGGGAGAUUACGGUCUCCAACAUGACGUCCGACUUCCUGGGCAGCUUCAUAAAAGUAGCUGCACAGGAAGUCCAGCACUAUGCGGAGGUCAUCGACCCCGACGCCGUGGCCAAUCGUUUGGGCACGGCGAUUGCUGGGAAGUGGGCUCUCAUUAAAGAGAGCCAGCGUUAUGGAAAGAUCCGGCACGUCACCAAUGAGGUGACGGGUGCGUUCGAGAUCCAGUAUCUCGCCGACCAAGGCCCCUCUUCCGCUUCCAUCGUCGCGUUUAAUAACAUUAACGAGGACAUCAUGGCAUAUGCCACUCGCAUUCGCGACGUGGUCACCUCUCGCGAGGAUAUCGCCAAUGCCAAGGAGUUGGCAAAAAAGAAACUCAAGGAGUCCGCCGACGUCGAGAUGGGCGACGCAACUGCGUCAUCCUCGGCUGACUCCUCCGCCGCUGUCCGGGCUGAAGUAGCCCGGCAAUUGAAAGAAGCCGAGAAGAAGCGGGCCGUACCAUCCGCGGCGAAGAAGGCCGCUCCGCAAAAGAACGGCAAGAAGGCGAAGUCCGGCCAGGCUCACAAGAAGCCGGGCAAGUCGGGCCAGAAAGGUUCUGGACCGAAGAAGGACAAAGGGAAGGGGCGCGCUACGUAA